ACUUUUUAAGCAGUUUCGCGGGUUGGUCGCAGUUCACUCGCAGAAGCCACCAGUGAGCAAGAAGUUCCCUCCUGGGUUUUUUUGGGGGGGAGUUAUUUUUCUGUUUCUUUUCUUCCAUUUUCUUUCACAUAUAGUUUGUUCAGGUUUGAUUUCUAGCGCGCAGAGCUUCCCUCCCUUCUCUCUUACAUGAACAAGUCCCCACGGUCAUUUUCUGUUACGAACUGUGCGACGUGGCUCGCGAUGGAUUUAAGUAUAUAGAAGAGGGGAACGAUCUAAAAUCACUAAAUUCGUGACAUUGAAUUAUCCACACGUACAGUCUCUUGCCCAGCAUAUUUUUUAUUAAUCUGUUUUAUGUCGAUUAUGGUUUGCCCUUAAUAAGGAUAGAAAACGAGUUUGCCUGCUACAGACUUACUUAGGAACGGAGGGCGGCGAGUGUAUAGAGAACCAAAUAUAAUUGAAUUCUCUUUGGAUGCCCCUGAAUUGGAAUGUGUGAAAGCUGAAGGCGCAGCAUGAUCGGUAAUUAACCUCUAUUGUGAGAAGGUGAGAGAAGUAGUCUCUUCAUUCCUUUGGACUUUCCUGGAGAUCUGUCCCCUUUUUUCUCCUUGAUAUAGGAUAUCAUGUCUCAGGAAAGUCAGCAUGGGAAAUGGACAUUGUCCAGUAGUGAAGAUAGUAUGGAUGAGUUAGCUGAUUCUGAGAAGCCUUCUACCUCUGUGAGGCAGAGAGGUCAGGAAAUUAAAGAGAGUGGCCGCUCAUGCUCAGAGGCCAGGAAAGCUGCUCUCAAGAGAAAAAUGUCUCCUCUGAAAUACGUAGCUGGAAACUUUUCACAGGAGGAGGCCUCAGAUCAGAAAUUUGCCCAGGAAGAUUUUGGCUGGUGUCUUUCCAGUAGUGAAGAUGAGGAUCUUAAAAACUCGAGUGGAAAUAGAGAUGCAAUAACUACAGUCAGAAAAGUAGAAAGUGGUACACCCAUGGAGCUACCAACAGCUUGUAAGAUUUUAUCAAGUCACAAGUCUGCAGACCCAUCUGAAGUGCAGGACAAAUGGGAUCUGUUGAAUGGGCAGAACCCUUUCAGAUUCUUCCUUACCAAAGUCAAAGGAAUUAAGUCAAAGUACAAUUCUGGAGCCCUUCAUAUAAAAGAUAUUUUAUCUCCUCUUUUUGGGACUCUUGUAUCUUCUGCUCAGUUUAAUUAUUGUAUAGAUGUGGAAUGGCUGGUCCAACAAUAUCCAAAGGAAUUCAGGGACAAACCUUUAUUAAUAGUCCAUGGAGAGAAGCGAGAAUCCAAGGCUGAGCUACAUGAAGAUGCUCACCCGUAUAAAAAUGUUCGUUUAUGCCAGGCAAAAUUGGAUAUUGCCUUUGGAACGCACCACACGAAAAUGAUGUUGUUGAAUUAUGAAGAAGGCCUUCGAGUGGUGAUACAUACAUCUAAUCUUAUUGAUGAUGAUUGGUACCAGAAAACACAAGGAAUAUGGCUAAGUCCUUUGUAUCCAAGAUUGCCUCCUGGGAGUGCUGAUUCAGAUGGUGAAUCUCAUACAAAUUUUAAGUCAGAUCUAAUAAGCUACUUGAUAUCUUAUAAAUCUCCUAGUCUGAUGGAGUGGGUUGAAAUAAUUAAGCAACAUGAUCUUUCAGAGACAAGAGUAUAUCUUAUUGGGUCAACUCCAGGUCGAUAUCAAGGUAAUGCAAAAGAAAAAUGGGGUCAUCUUAAACUGAGAAAGCUUCUGAAGGAACAAGCAACACAAAUACCUGAUCAAAAUUCUUGGCCUAUAAUAGGACAAUUCUCAAGUAUUGGAUCAAUGGGAGUUGAUCAGUCCAAAUGGCUGUGUUCAGAAUUUAGAGAAAGUUUGGGGAGUUUAGGAAGCAAUUUGAAGAAUCCUCCAAAUCAAAUUCCUAUCCAUCUGAUUUACCCAAGUGUUGAAAAUGUGAGACAGAGUUUAGAAGGUUAUCCAGCUGGAGGUUCUCUUCCAUAUAGUAUGCAAACUGCACAAAAGCAGCUUUGGCUACACUCUUAUUUCCACAAAUGGUCAGCUGAAACUUCAGGUCGUAGUCAUGCAAUGCCACAUAUUAAAACUUACAUGAGAGUAUCCCUGGAUUUCCAGAAGAUUGCAUGGUUUCUAGUGACAAGUGCCAAUCUUUCCAAGGCUGCUUGGGGAGCUUUUGAGAAAAAUGGCACCCAGCUGAUGAUCCGAUCAUAUGAACUAGGAGUUCUGUUCCUGCCUUCAGAGUUCGGCUUGAAUACAGGAUAUUUCCAAGUAAAGGAAAGCAUGUUUGCUAAUACAUCAAUAUUGUCAUUUCCUGUUCCUUAUGAUCUGCCCCCUGAAAAGUAUGAAAACAAAGACCGUCCAUGGAUUUGGAAUAUUCCUUACACCAAAGCUCCCGAUACACAUGGCAAUAUGUGGGUUCCGAAAUGAAUAGUUUAAAGUAAUUCUGAAUCUUUAUUCGGAAUCAUUUGAAUACCUGUAAGAUUUUAUGCUUUAUAUCUGUACAUUUUAUUAUAUAUCUGUAUACUUGGAAAAAAAUUUUUAAAUAAAAUAAAUAUUACAGCAUUUUUUUAAAAAAUAACCGAUUUGAAGAUUAACAGUACUAAAUCUCGUGAUAAAUCAUACUUUUGAAAUUACAUGUAUUUAGACAGUCAUUGUUUAGUGACCAUAAUUGGGAUUAGCAACUCAGUCAUUAAGCGAAGUAGUCACUAAAUGAAAUAGCUAAUAUUCUUUUGAUCUUACUUCAUCUUUCAUUUGCUUUACAGCCCUGCCAAGUCAUAAAUAUGAGGAUUCUUACAUAAUAUUUUUCGUCACUGUCGUAACUGUCUGGUCACUAAAUGAGGCAAAUGCUAAACAAGGUCCACCUGUAAAUUAGAAAAUUUAGAAAUGGCCAUGUCAGAUAGUUGUCUUUUUUAGCCAAAUAACUUUAAUCUUUCUGGGGAGUUUUGUGAAAUUUUCAACGUGAUAAAAGAGAAAAUUUAUAAAAAAUUGAAAUAAAGUAUCCAGCUGUUAGCAAUGAAAAAUGAGCAUUUGGUAUAUUUUAAUAUUAAUGUGUUUGUGAAUUACUUAGACAAGCCAAUAAUAGAGCAAGAAAUAUUCAAGUCACUGGGAUUACUCAUGAAUACAUUACAUAAUUGAUUCAAGAUAUUCAACUAUAUUAGAAUUUUGAGGGGGGGGGGAACAGUACUUAUGGCAGUAUUUUGCUUUUAUAUCAUUGAACUUUAUGGUAAAUAUUAAACAAAUUUUGGAGAUUCAGUGAAUCUUCAGAUACUACAUGUGGCAUUUAAAAAAAAUUGUUUCCAUAACAACUUAGAAUUCAUAAAAAUCUGAAAUAUGAAAACCUUCAAGUUUAGUGUAAUUUACACUAAGGUAGUUAAAUCAUUUAGAAUAAGAGUUUAUGGAGCACAAAUGCUGUGCUGUACUCAGAAAAAAAAGAACCAUAAAAUACUCCCAUUAUAUUUCAAGAACUAAUGUUUGGGGGAAAACAUUUUAGAAAAAAUCAUUUAAGUAGCAAAUAACAGACUGUAGAUGAGUUGGGGAUUAUAAUAUUAUAAAUGUAUUUUAUAUGUGUAUAUUACUUUCCUUUUUUGUUUCUGCUUUUCCUGUUUUUGUAUGUAAUUAAUGUUUGAGCUAUUUGAUACUGGGGAAAGUUGAACAUUAAGUGUACAGAUCAUUGUGAUAUGUAAAAAUGGGUAGGACUUCAGUCACAUCGUUGUGACCACACCCUGACUUAUUGCAAAUACCCGCUGCAUAGAUCUUCUAAUCAAAGCCCAAGAUUUGAAUACUUUGCUAUUUACAUUAAUGCAGAAAACUAUUCUUCUCAUUACU
Notechis scutatus (mainland tiger snake) is the source of this 3800-nucleotide messenger RNA. RefSeq names its product tyrosyl-DNA phosphodiesterase 1 (gene TDP1). Gene Ontology annotation, biological process: DNA repair. Gene Ontology annotation, molecular function: single-stranded DNA binding; 3'-tyrosyl-DNA phosphodiesterase activity; double-stranded DNA binding. The record is from RefSeq and is a predicted model, not a curated record. Gene Ontology annotation, cellular component: nucleus. NCBI's taxonomy places the organism in Eukaryota, Metazoa, Chordata, Lepidosauria, Squamata, Elapidae.